Molecule: messenger RNA, 1452 nt
Organism: Beta vulgaris subsp. vulgaris (sugar beet)
Lineage: Eukaryota; Viridiplantae; Streptophyta; Magnoliopsida; Caryophyllales; Amaranthaceae
Product: F-box protein 7
Exons: 11
Coding region: 179-1159 (326 amino acids)
Biological process (GO): SCF-dependent proteasomal ubiquitin-dependent protein catabolic process
Cellular component (GO): SCF ubiquitin ligase complex
Molecular function (GO): protein binding
Source: RefSeq, a predicted model, not a curated record
AGGUGGAUUUUAUGUUUGGCGGCGUAGCAUCAAAUAUGAACCGAGUAUAGAGCAAAAUGGUGAAUUUACAACCCCCUAAAACACCUUAUCUUCUUCCUUUCCUUUUUCUCCUAAAAAUUUCCCACAUCAAGGGAAAAAUAUAUCGAUCAACCCCAAGUUUUAAAUUAAACAAAAAAGCAUGGCUUCAGAUUUAAAUUCGACAGUUGUGGCAGAAUUAGAGGCUGCUUACCAUUGGAGGACUUCCCAAUUCUUCAUUACUCAAAGACCCUGGCUUGAUCUUUAUGGGGUCAGGAUUAAUCCAGUGGCAGCAUAUGGAAGUGUUAGUAACACGCCUUCUAAUGAUCCUGCACUUAUUCACCGUAUGUUGCCUGACGAGUUGCUUCAUGAGAUCUUUGCAAGAAUGCCUUCUUAUUACUUGGGAAGAGCAUCUUGCGUUUGUCGCAAAUGGAGAUACACCGUCCGUAAUCCUGUAUUUUGGCGCAAUGCAUGCUUGAAAGCUUGGCAGCUUUUUGGAGUGGUGGACAAUUACAAACUUUUGCAUUCAAAAUAUGAAGGGUCAUGGAGGAAGAUGUGGCUCUUGAGACCAAGAGCGCGAACUGAUGGCAUUUAUGUGAGUAGGAAUACUUAUAUACGUGCUGGAAUUGCAGAAUGGAAAGUUUCAAACCCAGUACAUUUGGUGUGCUAUUACAGAUACAUCAAGUUCUAUCCCUCUGGAAGAUUUUUGUACAAGAAUUCUUCUCAGAAACUUAAAGAUGUUGCAAAGUUCAUGAACUUUCGACAAUCUAAAGCAGAGUGUGUAUAUCGUGGACAAUACACAUUGUCUGAUGACAAGGUUGAAGCUGCACUUUUGUACCCAGGCACGAGGCCGACUGUAUUGAGAAUUCGGUUAAGGUUGAGAGGGACAACAGCAGGAGCUAAUAACAGAAUGGAUUUGGUUUCACUUGUCACUAGUGGUGUUAAUGAUAAUGAGGCGAAUAACGAGGAAGACAUGCUUGAUAUUGUUGAAGGAUGGCAAGAUGAUGAGACACACAAUCCUGAUGUGCCUGCUGUCUCGCACACCAGGGGCUUGACUCCUUUCAUCUUUGUUCCAUUUGAAGAGGUGGAAACGUCAGUUCUGAAUCUUCCAGUGGAGAAGAUGGAUUACUUUGUGCCUGGCUGAUAUUCAGUUGGAAAUCUGUUGUUUGCCUCAUCAAUGUAUGGCCACAAUAAAUUCCAGCCUCCGCUCUUGUUUGUGUUAUAAACUUAUAAUGUUGAUUGUUGUAUAUAUUUGUCAUAAACUCUCUCUUUUUUCUUGAGAAAUUAUGGCUGUCAUAAGGUUAGUAUUAGAUUCUGUUGUAAUAUCAUAUGAAAGCUACCAAUAUUUGUUGCAUCCAGUUCUAACAUUGUAUCACCGAACCUUCACUGUUUAGUGACUGCGAAGAAAUGAAAAAGAACCAGCAAACUUCAUUUUGA